CUACCUUUCGGACGAACGGCUGAAACGUCUACGAACUAAACUAGACCACGAUAUACCUAGUACUCUUAAAUUUGACAUAUUGCAAUAAUUUUAUCGACAAGUUGGACCUCAGAACAUGUGAUAAUAACUGUUUCACAAAAUAAAAGUCUGAAACUUGAGGCCAAUAAACAAAUAUGAGUUGCAGUAAGGCAGAAACUUGCAGCUCUAAGAAGCCUCUUGACCAGGCUGAAUUGAUUAGCAUGAUUGAACUUCAGCUGUCAGAGGUAGAUAUGCUUCAGUCAAUGUUUCCUGACCCAAAGGAGCUGAUUUUGGAUGACCUCACUGUACCUAUUGACUUGAGGGAUUUUGCAGAAGGCCGUGUCAAGUUCCUGCCCUCUCGUCUAGGUUUUGUUCUCAACUUAGAUGUAGAAAAGGGUCAUUUGAAUAUGAGUAUUAAUCUACCUCAUGAAUAUCCAGCAGUACCACCCGAUAUAUUUGUACGAUCCCAGACUCUAAAUCGAGAAGCUCAGCGUCAGUUGAAUGAGGAACUAAUGGAAUUCCUAACAGGUUUUCAGUAUGGUGAUCUGUCAGUUGGGCCAGCAGUUACUUGGCUUCAAGACAAUGGUGAAAAAUUUUUCAGUAACAGUGAGGCUACUGUGGAGACAGAAGUUGUACAAAAACAAGCAGGCACCAAGGACAGUAAAUUUGUACGUCUAUGGGUAUACUCUCAUCACAUCUAUAGUAAGGUGAAGCGAAAAGAUAUUCUAGAUUUAGCAGAAGAACUUGAUCUCACUGGUUUUUGCCUUCCUGGAAAACCAGGAAUCAUAUGCAUAGAGGGGUUAGCAUAUAAUACUGAAGAAUGGUGGCAGAGAGUGCGGUCUUGGAAUUGGCAGAAGAUUUUGAUUAAGAAUCGUGAGGUUACUAAGCUUGAAGCGAAUGAAGAGCUCUCCACCCAUCGACGAUUCACAGGAUUUGAAGAGUUGGGCUCAGAAUCUGAUAUUCGUGUCAAAAGUGGUGGUUUUCAUGUUGAUAUGGGUGACGUAUACCGAUACUUGGAAAAACAUGACUCCGGUUAUAUUUUUAAAGAUUAUUUUGGGGUAGAUGGAAAACCUGCUUGAUACUCUGUGGCACAUUUAAAAAUUCAUUUGUGUUGUGAGUGCUUUCACUAAGGUUUUCCAAUUCUGAUGUAUAAUAUUUUUUCUAGUUGAAUUUAACACAAGUAAAAACCUUCCAGCAAAGUUAACAGGGUCUGUGAGGGAGUCAUGGGAUAAAAUUUUGUAUGAUACAUAAAUUAAGUUUCUGUUUAAAAGUUAAUAUGCAACUUACAUUAAUCUUAACAAGAGGAAACUAGGAUUUAGCAUUUUCAUAUUGAUGCUAUUAUGAAUGUAAAUUGAAAGAAAAUUUAAAAUUUACUGUUAAUAUUUAUAAUGUGCAAGAAUUCUAGCAAGUUCAGUUUUCUUCAGAUAUUGUCAAUGUGAAUCAUCCAUUUUUAGUAAAAUGUUGGGAAGUGUGUAAAGUUUGGCAGCCCAGGGUUGAUGUUAUAUCACCUGUGCUUACUUUACCUCUUCAUGAAAAGAAUUGGAUAUCAGUGUGAAUCAUUAGAAAAUGGAAUUGCAUAUUAAAAGUUUGACAGUGUAUUUGAACACUAUUUAUACAAAUGUACAAACCAUAUUUUUUAUGGAAGAUGAAUAGCAUUGCAGAAUGAACUGUAAUAUUAAAACCUUUGGGCAAAAAAGUACUGUGCAUAAUUCUCCAGAUGUCAGAAUUUUGCUUGUGCCCAGUGUGAGAAAUUGAGGUACCAUUCAGAAUGAAUUAAGUCUUAAUCUAAAACAAGUGGGAAAAAUGACCAUGGGAUUUGCCCAGUUCCAGUCAGGUUAAUGUUACCCAGAAACUACUACUAGUUUACCAGUUAGUUUUGUUCUGGAAGUAACAGCAGGAAGAGUACUGCAUUUUGUUAAAGGAAAGUGAUCCACUUGUUAGCUUGCCUGUGAAUGAGAGAAUUGCCUUGAGAAGUACUGUAUCAUCUGAUAGUGAACUUACAGCACUAUUUGAAUUCCAUAGUAUGUACAUGGAAAAAAAAAGGAGUGGCUUAGGUCAUGAUUGGAACAGAACAAGAGUGACAAUAUUGUUACAUAUUUUUGGACAGUAAUUAGAUAAUGUUCCCUAUCUACAGUAUUAUCAAUGGAGGAUGAUCUGGAACAAGAAAGAGGUGGUGGUCUCGAUAAUGGCAUAAGUACUUUAUCUUAAUGACUCAGAAGAACAUACUAGAUCUUAGCAGGUUCAAUAAAGAAUUUCAACAAUUGAAGGAUAGUGAGGGGACAUAUCUCUCUCUUUCCUGUUAUUAGUAAUUUGACAAUGGAAUCUAAGACAGUUAAAAUCAAAAGUUUUGAGAAUGCUUGUAAUUGAUGUAGUUUGGAAUUACAUACGUGUUUACUUUGACUGAAGUCUGUUAUUGAGCUUAUUUGUGCAUCAAAUCAUUUAGCCACUGUAGUGGACGACUUAUUUAAUGAUAAUUGUUUGUUUCUAGUAUCAGAAUUAAAAAUUUUAGUUAAAACCUUGUGGUAACUGAAAUGCAGUGAGUGGCAGUUGUGCAGAUAUAAACUUUUCCAGAAUAAUUGCUAGCCUUAUUAUCAAUCAGGCACUCAGAAAAAGUUUUUCCAGCCAAGAUUUUUUAUUAGCCUGUAUCAUAUAUGUACUAUUCGUAUUACUUGGUGUUACAUUUGACUCCAAGCUUUCCUUUUUCUUCUGCAGCAGAACCUAUUAGUGUCUGAUACUGUCAAAAAUAGUUAUUUUUCAUAAGGUUUUCUGUGUCUACAGAGAUGGUAGUAGCAGUGCCGCAGGCAUAAGGUCUUUUGUUUUACUAAACUGUCAGUAUUGUUUGAUCUUUGACAGGCAUUAUAAGACAAAAUUUCUUCUGAUGGUGGUUGGUCAGUAUGGUUCAGACCAUCAUCAGAAGCUAGCCUGUAUAAAUAUUUUCCUUAAGCAUUCUUCCAAAUUGGAAUGUUUACUACUGGCUUUCAUGUCAGUAUCUCUAGAAUUAUUGUUACUUAGUAACUUAUAUUUUAUGUAUUUACAGCUGAAUUAGUUUCAUCACUACCAAAUAACCACUUGCUUUACAGUGAAUAACCCUUGAUUUUCCUCUGCUAUAGGCCUGUUAAAGCUACAGAUACCCUUUCCCAGUGCAAUGGAUUUCUAUUUAAAUGAUCUGAAGCACCUCUAGCAUUAGUACUAGUUUUUUUUUUUUUUAGAACACUAAUAAAUUAAGAACUGUCUUUGUAUGGACAUAAAUUUUUUUUGAAAAUUUCCAUGUUUCAUAAGUACACAUUCAUCUUAUUGGUAGAUGAAAAUAGAGUAAUUGCUAUUGAUUUAUGGGGGUGAAAGCUACUUUAGUUGGAUAGUGAUUCAAGAUUCCUCUGUGGUAAAAGCUCAGCAUUUGGAUUAUAACCUGCCUCUCAGAUCAUUAAGUGUUAAGUUUUGAAUGUAUAAUUUGGAGAGUAUUCUUUGUUAUAUGUAAUACCUCAUUUUUAUGGAGAAAGUGUUUGUGUGGUAUGGUGUUCUUCAGUUAAAAAUGAUGAGUUUGUCUUUCAAUUUUUAUUUCUGCAGAUGAAUCAAUGGGAGGAUUGGGGAAGAGUCUGUACUAUUUUGCUUUUUUAUUAGCAACUGAUUGUCUAGUGGAAUACAUAUGUAGCAACUGCAUUCUCUGAAUGUUGUAAGCCAAAGGUUUUUUUUUUAUAUUUUAGAAUCUUUGUUGUUUAAGAUAAUGGGUGCUGCUGACUCCCAAUCUUAAGUGGAUAGAUAAACAUAGGAAGUAUGUUCAUGUGUGGUCCGUUUAUCUCAGGACAUAGAUAAACAUAGGAAGUAUGUUCAUGUGUGGUCCGUUUAUCUCAGGACAUAGAUAAACAUAGGAAGUAUGUUCAUGUGUGGUCCGUUUAUCUCAGGACAAAUCUGUGUAUGAUUUUAAGAUAGAGUUUUUGACUUAAUAGAUAUUUAUUAAAAAUUAUAUAUCUGUAUAUCUAAUUUUUGCCAAGGAUAUUCAACACCUUCAAUUUUUCGUGUACAGUAUAUUUUUGUAUGGAAUAAAAUAGACUUCAAAAUACA
This is a messenger RNA of Macrobrachium nipponense, 4077 nucleotides long. RefSeq names its product RWD domain-containing protein 2A-like. The transcript has 7 exons. The coding region runs from base 174 to 1097 and encodes 307 amino acids. NCBI's taxonomy places the organism in Eukaryota, Metazoa, Arthropoda, Malacostraca, Decapoda, Palaemonidae. The record is from RefSeq and is a predicted model, not a curated record. Gene Ontology annotation, molecular function: protein binding.